Sclerotinia borealis F-4128 is the source of this 1152-nucleotide messenger RNA. Lineage: Eukaryota; Fungi; Ascomycota; Leotiomycetes; Helotiales; Sclerotiniaceae. The record is from the annotation of a GenBank genome assembly.
AUGAGUGUCCCAUCACUUCGAAAUUGCAUUGGAAAUUCUGUCAGUAGGACAGCUGGUGUACGAUAUGCAUCAACAUUAUCAGUGACUGCGAGACAGCCAGUUGAUCGACCGCAACAUGGAGAGCAAAUAUAUGUUUACAAUCAUUUACAGACGAAUCAGGUCGUUUACUCACUUACUAAGGGAAUGGAUAACACAGCAUCCCUCGCCCAACUCCCCUACAACGGCAAAAAGACUCGUCCCGCUGCCCUUCGCAAAGACCAUUGGCACCCAAUGGCCCUAAUAACCUUUCCCUCAGGAGCUUCAAAUUCCGGCCUCAGCGCCUUCCAAAAACUACGCGAAUACCGCAAACGUCACGAAUUAUCCUGGGACCCUCACUCCCCCCUCUUCAAACGGAUCCCCAGCCCCGGCGAAACCGACCUCCAAAAAACCCGAAUCCUCCUCCCCGCCAAACAGCGCGGGCGCAAAAUUAACGAUCAAAAAGCCAACACCGUAGCCGACAUGGCGGCCGUCCUCAGAGAAAUCAGAUACGGAAGUGAGAGAAUCGGCCUGACGGGAAUAGGAAAAGAAGGCGUCGUCGAAGUCAAAUGGAGCGAUCUCGCAGACGCGAGUUAUGCCGGCUCUGGCACCGAAAUAUGGGGCGAAGCAGUUCUCCACGACACACUACCCUGGGACCGCAACAAUCGAGAUAUCCGCAAGAAACAAGCGCUCAGCACCGAACAGCAAGCGGAAUGGAAAGCUGCGCGUGCAGCCCACAAAGCCGCAAAUGAAGAGAAGAAAAGGUUGAAUAGAGAGGAGAUUGAGCGCAACAUGAUACUCCGCGAGCAAAGAUGGGCAAAACAUGUAGCGCUGAUGGAAAGCCAUGUAGCGCUAGGCAAGGGGCCAAAGACCAUACCCCAGAGGAUCAGACAAUCCCCGGCGGAAAAUUGGGCAUUAGAGAGACAAGCGCGCCUGGAAAAACUAGCGUGGAUGGAACGAACGGGGAGUUCGGAGCUUGAGUAUGAAUUCUCACUUACACAGACAGACGCAGUUAACGCGUUGGAGCCACUGGUAUCGGAGCUUGAAACUGGAGCUGGAGCUGAAGCAGGAGCCAAAUAUGAAGCUGGAGCCGAGCCGCUAGGAUUGGAUGUUAAGCCAAAGACUCCUGCUCCUUAG